Molecule: messenger RNA, 2212 nt
Organism: Sesamum indicum (sesame)
Lineage: Eukaryota; Viridiplantae; Streptophyta; Magnoliopsida; Lamiales; Pedaliaceae
Biological process (GO): endoplasmic reticulum to Golgi vesicle-mediated transport
Cellular component (GO): endoplasmic reticulum membrane; COPII-coated ER to Golgi transport vesicle; endoplasmic reticulum-Golgi intermediate compartment
Source: RefSeq, a predicted model, not a curated record
UUAAAAUUCCUGUUUUUGUCUGAAUUUUCCGUCACAAUUCAACUGAACUCCACAAUGAAACCAUAAACACUACAUAAAAUAACCCUCAAAUUCUUUGAAGCUUUUUGUCCAAAUUAGUUCUGACCAUGUACGAGACAUCCGAUCCUCAAGCUAGAUUUUUCGUGCCCGUUUCUUGCAAUCAGAGCGACCAACUCGGCAGUGUACUUAACUACGUCGCUGGUUCGGAUCUCAUCCGCGGUGAACUCGGUGCGUAUGGGGAGAAAAUCUUAGGAUCAGGGUCUGAGUAUGUUCAAAGCAGUAUUAGCCGAUACAUUUCCAAUCCUCGAUAUUACUUUCAAGUGAACGACGACUACGUGAAAAAUAAGCUGAAGGUGGUUUUGUUUCCGUUUCUGCAUAAGGGACACUGGAUGAGAACAGUGGAGCCUGCUGGAGGGAAAUUUUCAUUUAAGCCUCCAAUACAUGAUAUCAAUGCUCCUGAUCUCUACAUCCCCAUGAUGGCAUUUGGGACUUAUGUGCUUCUUGCUGGCUUCUUCUUGGGCAUCAAUGGAAAGUUUAGCCCGGAAUCCCUGGGGGUACAGUUUAGCACAGGACUGCUCUGCUGGCUGCUACAAGUCCUGCUGCUGGAGGCCACACUCCACUCUUUAGGAGGCGGAGAAGUACCAUUGCUCGAUAUGGUUGCUUAUGCAGGCUACACGUUCGUCGGGGUGAUCGUGGCUGUUAGGCUGCUGGCUGACUUCUUAUUUUGUGUGGCAACUUUGUGGGAAAGCUUGUGCAUGGGAGUGCUGCUGGUGAAGACUAUGAAGAGGAUACUGAUUUCGGAAGUACAAAGUUUUGAGAAAAAUUCGACCAAACGUAACUACAUUUUGCUGUUCACGGCUGCUGCUCAGAUUCCGUUGUUAUUUUGGCUUGGAAGCGUCAGUGUUGAAACUCGCUGAGCUUUGGUUUAUUACAAUGUUAUGCUGUGGUUCUUGAUUAGUAUGUUUACGGUUGAAGGCCACAUGUACAAAUAAUUCAGGUUCUUAUAAGGGAAUUAGUCGAUGUAGUCAUUUGAAAUGAUUCAUGUUUGCGCAAAUUUGUGUACGUAAUGAGAAUAAAUUGCGAUUACAAAAUUCGAUAUAUUUUAGUGUUGAUUACAACGAUCGUAGGGGUAUGUCAUAAUUGAGGAAAUUAUCACUAAAAUGACGCAAAUGCCCUUAAGAUAGGCCCUUUUUAUAGGGUCGGACCAAAAGAUCCGUGCCCUCUCGCUUCGGAUCGGGUUGCAGGACCGUACCCGGACUCGUGAUCCGACUCAGAACACCCAUCGGAGACUAUUGAUUUUCCUAAUCUAUCAGGUAGGAUCCUGACAUGUGGCACAAUACAAUUAGACCCCUUAUAUACAAGGAAGUGGACCCAUUCAAAUAUUAUAAAUACCUCAUGAAUAGUUCAUUUAUGGGAAGACAUUUUAUUACACCUGAACCCACACUAAAUACUUUGAGAUCGCUCUGUUCUAUCUCGAACCUCUUUACUGACUUAGGCAUCAGAGAGUCUUAGCUGUGGAUCUCUAACAAGCCUAACGAUUUGUUUUUUUGUCAUGUCCCAAAACCAUUCCAAGGAAGUGAAGUAGUUGAUGACCUGCAACCCGGAUUAGUUCCAAGGACGCGAGGUAGCUGAAGACCUGCGACCCAGAUCAGUUGCCGCUGUCUGUAAGAAAUUGAGAAAGAAAAUACCUAAAAUUCGAAUUGGAAGGAAAUUCUGGAGGAGAACACACACCUAUAGAAGAAACACCACCAUUGGAACGAGGGGAGUAAACCCUUGUGAUACAAGAAGAGCAAAUGGUACGCUUGGUCCAUGAUGAAUUACAACUAGGGGUGGCAACGAGUCGAGCUCGAGUCGAGCUCGGCCAUUUUUGUUGAGCUCGAGCUCGAGCUCGACUCUGCAACUUCAAGCUCGAGCUCGAGCUCGAGCUCGCCGAGCUCGCCCAGGUUGAGCUCGAGCUCGAGCUCGACACUGCAUUCCCAAGCUCGAACUCGAGCUCGAGCUCGAGAAAUUGACCCCGAGCUCGAGCUCGAGCUCGUCAGCUCUAUAGCGCCUGGACCACGCGAACCACUCCAGGGUGCCUUAGGCGGACGAGUCGAGCCGCAUUUGCCCGAAUCACAUCCAAAAAUACACAAAUGGAGAUGUUACCUCCGACGUCACCGGCGACUCAAUAGAUGAUUCUGCAGUUUCAGAUUGA